UCUUUCUUCUUAUUAUUACUAGCAUUAUUUUGCCAGUAAUGUAAUAGUGUUUUUCUUGAGAUCUUCAAAUUAGUAACUGAAGAAGCUGCCUAUCUAUUUCACCACACCAAUUGCCCCCCUUCUUAAAUUUUCAUUCAAUAUUUUGCUCUGUUAUCAAUCAGUUAAAGCUGCAAAAAAUAAUAACAGCUUUUUUGUAUGAGUUUUCUCUGUCUCUACUAAACUUAGCCUUUAAUUAAAUGCUCUUUCUGAUUCUCAUAAUCAGAUACGAUUAUUAUUUCCUUUAGCACUUUUGUUUUGGAAUUUGAAAAUUUCAAACUGUUUUUGAUUAUGGAUUCAAAAUUGAUGAAACCAUUGCCGAAAACAUUGAUGCUGAAGGAUUACUUGUUGGAUGAUUUGAGUUCCUGCUCAUCAAGCGGUUUCCGAUCAUAUCCUCGCCGGCAAUGCUGCACUACUGUUCGAUUUCUUCUCGAAAUUGACUUGAAGAACAAGUCUCAACCAGCACUUCCGCCGCCGUCGUACAAGACGAAUGUUAAACCAAUACUCCGGUCAAAACUAGCGCCGCCGUCGGCGGCGAUGGCAGCAAAGGUUUCUGCAUUUCAGAAAGCUUCCGUGGCGGUGAUCAAUGCCGUGAAACACCUCCCGUUCGCCGGAGCGAGGUCUUCAUCGACGUCGAAGAAGAAGAAGCCGAUGAUGAGAACAAUUUUUCCGAGGAGUCUUUCGCGAAAGCUGAAACGAAGCUUCUGGAAGAAAAGCGAUCACAAGGAGAUCUACUGGUGGACGGCUUUCAACAGGUUAGAUAAAGAGGAAUUAAAAUCACCGGUAUUUUCUCCGGUUCUUAUUGGCAAAAUUGCCGGAGAUUCAAAUAGCUCAACAACGACUGCGAACAAGAGUAAGAGUAAAUGUAACAGUAACAGCUGGUCAGAUAGUGAUUUCACUGCUUCAAGUAAUAAUUCACUGCAAACAUCAAGCGCUAAUUCGGAGGUUAACUCGACGGAAACUGUAAACCGCGCCGUAGCAUCGACGAAAUUAGGAACGGAAAACGUGAUUUGCAGCAAAAAAGUUGGCGCAACUACCGGUGAUGAUUCAUCAGAUUCAACUAUAAGCAGUCACGGUAGCUCUACAAACUCUCCUAACACAAAGAAACCUUGGCCAAAUGAAGAGAAAGAACAGUUUAGUCCAGUGUCUACAUUGGAUUGUCCAUUUGAUGAUGAAGAUGAGGUUUCUUCACCCUUUCAACAUAGAUUAACUCGUGUCGAAGGAACUACUAAGAAACUCAUGAAGAGGAUCAAACGAUUCGAGUGUCUCACUGAACUGGAACCAUUAAACUUAGAUAAACGAAUCGCGUCCUCAGAAUCAGAGAGUGAAUCCCCUAUCAACAAUUCAUCAGAAACUGAAGUUGAUGAGGAGGAAGAAGAGGACAAACAGACAGUUGAAAGCAAAGCAAUAGAUUUGGUUCAAGAAUUGAAAGCCUCAAUGCCAUCUUAUAGCUUAAAAUUAAAAACAGAGAAAUUCCUCUUUGAUUUCUUCAAGGAGAGGAUUCUCAAUGGUGAUGAUGAAUUCAAGAACAAGAUGUUGGAACUAGCACAAGACUUGAUAAAUGGAAAACCAAUUGAUGUACUUUUAGAUUGGAAGGUGCAAGAAAACAGGAUGGCUUACAUUCGAGCCAUUGAAAGUCGAGGCGAAUGGAAGAACACAGAGGUAGAGAAACAAGAAGUGAUAUUGGAAUUGGAAGUUGACAUCUUUGCAUCUUUGAUGAAUGAGGUCUUAGUUGAUAGCAUCUCUAGCUAGCAGAGUGUGUCGGUAAUAACAUAGCAUAGUUAACAGGGAGUUUAGAGGGGAAAUAGGGAAACAUUAUGUUCAAUUCUCAAGGUUGUUUUUGUCAUUCAAUUGUUGGCAGAUGAAUAAUAUGGCUA
Solanum dulcamara is the source of this 1913-nucleotide messenger RNA. RefSeq lists its product as uncharacterized. The record is from RefSeq and is a predicted model, not a curated record. NCBI's taxonomy places the organism in Eukaryota, Viridiplantae, Streptophyta, Magnoliopsida, Solanales, Solanaceae. The transcript has 3 exons. Bases 328 to 1788 code for a protein of 486 amino acids.